AUGGCGGGACGCAAGAAAACGGUAGAAAAAAGUGGAAUAAACCAGGUGGCGCUGACCAACUAUUUCUUGAUGAGUCAUGGACAAGCGGUGAACCGGGGGACCGGGGUUAAGCGGGAAGAUGAUGAGCCGGAUACAAAUCGACCUGGACUAGAGACUAAGAAAUCGUUUGGGAGCUCGAGUCUUUCGUCUGUUGCUGACGAGAAUCCACCCACACCUCGUCGCUCUAGCCGCAUUAGCGCCAGCGUCACACCUGCUCCUACUGUUCCCCCUCCACCGCGCACACGCACGUUUGUGCCUCUCACUCCCCCCCGCAUGCCUCCUGGACGUAUCAAAGGUCCUUCGCCCCUGCGCAGCCGCGACAAGCGCCGCAGAACAUCGCCACCGUGCUAUUGGACUGCCGACGACUACUGCGAUCCCUCCGACACCGAUGAAGUUCCCAGUAGCCAGAAAGAUGAUGCAGAACCUAUGAUCGACGAUGACCUUGAAACACUCGAGUCUAUCCCUAUAUUUCACAUGUCAUCCCCCUCGACAUCUCUCUCGUCUGUCGAGCCACCCACUCCGGCAAUAUCCACUCCACCACGUCCGCUUUCUCCCGACUCAAAAACCCGCCACAUUGUCGACGACAUCCGCGCCAGGGCCCGUGCCAAUGCAGCCUCCACUUCCCCCACCCUCAAGCGAUCUCACUCUCCAUUGGACGAUAGCGACUCGGAUUCCCUUCCCGACGGUAAUUUCUUCUUUGGCAACACGGCCCAACCGCACAAGCGCCGUGCCUCAUCUACACCAUCUCCGAAAGCCGUCAGGCGCUCGGCGCGGAAAUCCAAACGUCCAAAUUUAUCCCCAGCCACGAUUGUCUCUUCCAAACCAAAAGCCAAACCAGCUUCCAAUCCAUUUGCUGCCCUUGUCAAACAACACGCUGCCCGCGCCAAACGAGAAGAGUCUCUCCCGCGUGCUCCCGACGGAUCACGCCAGACGAUCUUCGACGUAGCCAACGCCGCACUCUUGCGCGACCCCGAUGCCAGUUUCGAUGAUCCCGAGGGUGGCUCACAGGAAUCCAAUGCGGCCCUUAAUCAACUGGCAGAAAGUGGCUUUGCAGCCGAGGCAGAACGCGUCCGUCGAGCCGGAAGCACAGGAAACAUCGACUUUGGAUGGCGUGUGUUUGCAACCGAGCAGCCCAGUGGCAAGAUGUUGGCCGAACUUCCGCACGGCCUCGAAGGGAUUCUCACUACCCCGCUCGCAAAAAAGGUUUGGGGAUGGAUUACAGUCAAGGUGCAUGCCCAGGAUUACGAUGCUCUCGCGGAAAUACUAAAUAGUAACCUCGUCGAGAUUGCAUUUUCCAAUCCAUCCGAGCGAGCCGCGCUGGAAAGGGUUAUCAAGUGGCUAGUCGAACUUGUCACCCUUUCACCCACUUCAAGCCGGACCGCGCGAUAUGCUCAGCAACAGGCUGUAUGCCUCGUGAGAUACCUGGAAGACUCGGACGCCCACGACCGGUGUGCAAUGCACGCUGCACGCUGUGCUCUACGAGCUGGACCCCCCGGUGACGGUGUUUAUCUUGCCCGUUCCAUUCUUGGCGAAUUACAAACCGAGCCGAAGUAUGCUUCGACCACUGGGCACGAAAGGAACUCCAGAAUUUGGCUCUGUGCCCAGUUGCUCAGAGCCCUUGCGCCGAGGGCUAAGAAUAUCUUCCCUGUGAUUGUCGUUCUCUGCUUACUCGGACUCGACCCGGCCCUGCAGGUUGGGACACGUUCCGAGAUUGCGGAAGUGGUCGAGCAAUGCUGGAUCACCAAGGCCAAAUCUCCCGAAUCCUCGCUCUUUUCCGCCUUUACCGGACUUCCCAUUCAACAAAAGCGAGAUUUGGUGAUUAGGGUCAUUAGAGGUACUCGACCCAUUGGAGUCUUGCUAUGCAUGUGGUUGUCUAUCGCGUUUUUGGAUAACCAAGGCCUGACGGGUGUCUCUCCUGCUGCUCAGCUGUUGGACAUUGCAAUGUGGGAUAUUGGGGCGCUCGUCCAGGCCGAACGAAACGCCGGGAGAUCAGUCAAGUAUCAAGCGGGCGUGCCGAUCGACAGCACGAUUGCUGAAGUCAUUGGGUAUUUGACGGAUGUGCACGGGCGGAUCUUGGAUGCUCGUGCGACCGACCUGGAAAAGACGACAACCAAGGCGUACCUACAGACCCUGCAGGUCAGGCUUGGGUGGGAUUUGAUGGAGGCCGCGAGGAGUGGGCAGCGCAAAGGGAUGAAUAUUAAGGAGCUGUGGGGCAAACCGAAGCCAAGACCCUGCUAA
Rhizoctonia solani is the source of this 2277-nucleotide messenger RNA. RefSeq lists its product as uncharacterized. NCBI's taxonomy places the organism in Eukaryota, Fungi, Basidiomycota, Agaricomycetes, Cantharellales, Ceratobasidiaceae. The record is from RefSeq and is a predicted model, not a curated record. The coding region runs from base 1 to 2277 and encodes 758 amino acids. The transcript has 8 exons.